UCGGGAAAUAUCGGGAUCGGCAGAUACUCAAACUAAUACGAUUGGGAUCGGAUCGGGAGCAAAAAAACAUGAUCGGAACAACCCUAGUAUUUAUGUUUGCAAAUGGUGAAUUUCUAGUAGCAAAUAACAUUUAACACAAAAAAAUGAUACUGCUUAUGAGCACACUCAUUUUGUAAUGUCAGUUAUACCCACGCCAAUAAACACUUGAGCACAGGUGCACGUGAUGAUGGGUAUUGGUAAGUAAGACGUCACGAGGAAGGGCAGGCAAUCUGGCGUACACCCAUUUGAUUGGCUGGAAUAGUACCAGCAUUGAUAACAUCUGCAGGAAGCAUAGUCUUUAUUUACCUUCACUUAACAAUCCAUGUUUUUUCAAUUCCAUCAAGGAAAAGUGGCUUCACAUACAAAUGUUCAUAAAAAUGAAUUUGAAUGGAUGUUAACCAGUAUUAUUCAAUUCAGCGCUAUCCCUCAGCUUGAUAAAAUAGCAAUCAUUCCUGAGUCUACUUUCCAUUCAAUCAACAAACAUGCUUUUCAUACCUUUGUGUGAUCCCAUAUGACACUUUUUUCCUCUCUUGGUUGGAAUCCACGAGGAUCAAGGACACCAGGAUUUUCCUAUUUUGGCGAGAACAGGAGGUGGGUGAGAAAAAACACCCACCAUCUAUACGCCUCACCCCUUGAUAAAAGUUCAACGCUCACUCCCACGGCAAAGUUUGUGCGAGAGAAAAUGCUGCUGUCCGCUUUGCUGAUGCUCUGCUGUGUAGGCCUGCCAGAGGCCACGAUGACAGGAGAAAGGAGCCUGACACCCCUGAUGUUCUCCACACCAGCCACCUACGUGCCACGGAGCACAACCGCGUGCUUCCUGGAAGACGUGCUGGCCGCCAUGCGAGAGGCUUUAGGGGUCGGUGGCCAAAUGAUGCCGGGUGCAUUUGGAACGUGCGCGGCAUCUGGGAAUCUGGUGGUCUUGAUGGACUUGGCAAAAGACGCAACGAAGAGGACAGGAGGUGGACUGGAGCUCCUCCAUUCCACUGAAGUGUCUUUGGUGGUUGAAGAGAAGGAUCAGGAAGCCCUGAUGCUCGACUUUGGCUUCCCACAAUCCCCUUUGCUCCAACGCAAGCCAUUACUGCUCUUGACCUUGGAACAUCCGGUCAACAGAGGUGACCUGGACCAGAUCACAUUCACCAGUCAGUCUCUGUAUCCCAAUACACAGGCGGUGUGCUUAUCAGAAGGAAUGCAAUAUAUUCUGCUGACAGGACAAGGAGCAACGGCAGACCUAAGAUGGAAGCUCUCAAUUGAAACAAAGUCCUUGAAUAUGAAGAAAAGAAUCAAAGAACUUCUUUCGGGUGGAAGUACACAAAGCAGCAGCGUGACUCCAGUUCUUCUUUUCCCUCGUGAAGACAUCAGCACAAGUGCUACCGACUCUUCUCGAUCCAUCUCCUUCCUGUGCGAGCUGCGCCGCUUUCUGAGCGGUGUCCUUCCUCAGAACCGUCCGGACUCUCCUCCGCUGCGGCUGGACUCUCUGCAGGCGCCGCCCCCGGUCACGCUAGGCCCGUCCUCCAGUGAAUCCGUUCUGGCGGAACUUAUCAACUCGUCGGCCCCCACCGUAUUCUCCUUCACGGGCUCCACUUAUCACGUCCACCGGGGUGAGCUGGCCAUGCCCCCGGGCCUGAUCGACGAGCUCAGGCAGAGUUUGGAGCUCAACAUGGCGCAGGUCACAGAGGUCCUACGAGACAAGGGUGAUAGCCAGAGGAGCAUCACGAGGCUACAGAGGCUUUGGGAACUAUGCGCCUUUUCCAAGUUGAACCCUGUAUCAGGAGAAAGCCAGUACAGCGCGUUCCUUUUGUUGAAGGCCUUAAAGAUGGUUAGCCGUGAGGUUUUACCCAAACCGAGGGCCACCCGAGCACAGCCUGACCCCUCGACCCAGAAGGACGCGUGCCGCUUGAAGAGCCUCACUGUUUCCCUGCAGAGUUUCCUGGUAGGUCCCAACACGGCCAACAUCAACAACUGCCACGGCCUGUGCACCUUCCCGAUGGUCAACACCAAAGACCACGCCGUGCUGCUCAACUCUCAUAUUGAGAACGGCAACACGCAAGAGCGGGCGCCGUGUUGUGUUCCGGUUGCCUACGAGUCUCUGGAAGUGGUGGACUUAGACCAGCAUGGCACGCAUCUCUAUAAGCACCCAGAUAUGGUAGCGACGAAGUGUGAGUGUCGCUAAAGCUAAGUCUGCUAAACCAGCGUGUCUGCUUCAUUCGCAACAAAUGCACUUCUCGUAACUCACUGGCUGUCGUUGACAGUAAAUGAUUGUUUCAGUGCCAUUGACAAAGAUACAGUGGGGCAAAUAAUUAUUUAGUCAACCACUAAUUGUGCAUGUUCUCCCACUUGAAAAUAUUAGAGAGGCCUGUAAUUGUCAACAUAGGUAAACCUCAAUAAUGAGAGAAAGAAUGUGGGAAAAAAACUCAGAAAAUCACAUUGUUUGAAUUUUAAAGAAUUUAUUUGCAAAUAAUGGUGGAAAAUAGGUAUUUGGUCAAUACCAAAAGUUCAUCUCAAUACUUUGUUAUGUACCCUUUGUUGGCAAUAACAAAGGCCAAACAUUUUCUGUAACUCUUCACAAGCUUUUCACACACUGUUGCUGGUAUUUUGGCCCAUUCCUCCAUGCAGCUCUCCUCCAGAGCAGUGAUGUUUUGGAUGUUUUGUCGUUGGGCAACACGGACUUUCAACUCCCUCCACGGAUUUUCUAUGGGGUUAAGAUCUGGAGACUGGCUAGGCCACUCCAGGACCUUGAAAUGCUUCUUACGAAGCCACUCCUUUGUUGCCCUGGCUGUGUUUUUGGGAUCAUUGUCAUGCUGAAAGACCCAGACACGUCUCAUCUUCAAUGCCCUUGCUGAUGGAAGGAGAUUUUCACUCAAAAUAUCUCGAUACAUGGCCCCAUUCAUUCUUUCCUUUACACAGAUGAGUCGUCCUGGUCCUUUUGCAGACAAAACAGCCCCAAAGCAUGAUGUUUCCACCCCCAUGCUUCACAGUGGGUAUAGUGUUCUUCGGAUGCAAUUCAGUAUUCUUUCUUCUCCAAACGCGAGAACCUGUGUUUUUACCAAAAAGUUCUAUUUUGUGUUCAUCUGACCAUAACACAUUCUCCAGUCCUUGUGGAUCAUCCAAAUGCUCUCUAGUGAACCACAGAAAGGGCCUGGACGUGUACUGGCUUCAGCAGGGGGACACGUCUGGCAGUGCAGGAUUUGAGUCCCUGGCGGCGCAUUGUGUUACUGAUAGUAGCCUUUGUUACUGUGGUCCCAGCUCUCUGUAGGUCCAGUGGCACCCCCACGGGGUGGCCAGGUGUGGCCAUGGCCACCCCUAUAAAUUUGUUGGCCACCCCACUGGCUACCUCGCUUGCCAGUAUAUCGUUAGAUUGUUGUAGCAUCAGUUAUGCAUUUCAUCCCAAAUGCAAAUCUGCCAGCACCUGCUUUUCCCCAGUAAUUAUAUUGUUUUGUCAAAUGUACACCUUAUGCCUAAUAUAUACAUAACACAAUAAAACAGAAUUGUUAUGGAACUCAAAAUGUUGACUGGACAGUUAUGGACUAUGCACAUUAAAUCAUUCGUAACAUCAAAUAUUACACAAUACACCAAAGUAUAUCAGUAACCGUGUCCUUAAGUCUUUCUGAUAGUUUCCCCCUGACCUUUUUACUGCAAUAAUAUAAUGAAAACCUGAAAUUACGGCUUUUAGUUUUGGUGUGCCACCCCAAGAUUUCAAGUGGCCCCAUCUGGCCACCCCUAUGAAAAAUUUCUGGAGGUGCCACUGUGUAGGUCAUUCACUAGGUCCCUCUGUGUGGUUCUGGGAUUUUUGCUCACCGUUCUUGUUAUCAUUUUGACGCCACAGGGUGAGAUCUUGCAUUGAGCCCCAGAUCGAGGGAGAUUAUCAGUGGUCUUGUAUGUCUUCCAUUUUCUAAUAAUUGCUCCCACAUUUGAUUUCUGUACACCAAACGUUUUACCUACAGUAUUGCAGAUUCAGUCUUACAAGCCUGGUGCAGGUCUACAAUUUUGUCUCUGGUGUCCUUCGACAGCUCUUUGGGCUUGGCAAUAGUGGCGAUUGGAGUGUGACUGACUGUGUUUGUGGACAGGUGUCUUUUAUACCGAUAAUGAGUUAAAACAGGUGCCAUUAAUCCAAGUAACGAGUGGAGCCUCGUUAGACCUCGUUUGAAGAAGUUAGACCUCUUUGACAGCCAGAAAUCUUGCUUGUCUGUAGAUGACCAAAUUCUUAUUUUCCACUCUAAUUUGGAAAUAAAUUCUUUAACAAUCAAGCAAUGUGAUUUUCUGUUGUUUUUUUUUUCCCACAUUCUGUCUCUCACGGUUGAGGUUUACCCAUGUUGACAAUUACAGGCCUCUCUAAUCUUUUCAAGUAGGAGAACUUGCACAAUUGGUGGUUGACUAAAUACUUAUUUGCCCCACUGCAGAGAUAUCCAGCCAGUACAGUUGAAAUUUGAAAUGAUCGCUGUCACCCUCCCAGUUCAAAUGAAUUGAACGUCUAUCGCCGUCAAUGGCAGUGAAUUAAAUAAAGGUUCCUUUUAUUUACAUGUAUUUACACUGCUGGCCAAUUCGGUCAGAAAAUGCUCAAUUUCUCCCAGAAAAUGAUUGCAAGUACAAAUGCUUUGGUAGUAAUAUCUUCAUUUAUUUUGCUUGCAAUGGAAAAAAUCCAAAAGAGAAUUACAAAAAAAAACAAAAAAAAACUAUCAUCAUUUUACGAAAAACGCCAAAAAUCGGCUGGAAAAAAGUAUUGGCACUCUCAGCCUAGUACUUGGUAGCACAACCUUUAGACAAAAUAACUGCGAACCACUGCUUCCGGUAUCCAUCAAUGAGUUUCUUACAAUGCUCUGCUGGAAUUUUUGACCAUUCUUCUUUGGCCAACUGCUCCCGGUCCCUGAGAUUUGAAGGGUGCCUUCUCCAAACUGCCAUUUUCAGAUCUCUCCACGGGAGAUCUAUUGGAUUCAGGUCUGGACGCAUUGCUGGCCACUUUAGAAGUCUCCAGUGCUUUCUCUCAAACCAUUUUGUGGUGCUUUUUGAACUGUGUUUUGGGUCAUUGUCCUGCUGGAAGACCAUGACCUCCGAGGGAGACCCAGCUUUCUCACACUUGGCCCUACAUUAUGCUACAAAAUUUGUUGGUAGUCUUCAGACUUCAUGAUGCUAUGCACACGGUCAAGCAGUCCAGCGCCAGAGCAAAGCAACCCCAAAACAUCAGGGAACGUCCGCCAUGUUUGACUGUGGGGACCGUAUUUUUUUCUUUUCUUUGAAGGCCAGUUUUUUUUCCUGUAAACUCUAAGUUGAUGCCUUUUCCCAAAAAAGCCCUACUUUUGUCUCAUCUGACCAGAGAAAAUUCUUCCAAAACAUUUUUGGCUUUCUCAGGUGAGUUUUGGGAAAAUCCAGCCUGGCUUUUUUAUGUCUCUGGGUCAGAAGUGGGGUCUUCCUGGGUGUCCUACCAUCGAGUCCCUUUUCAUUCAGACGCCGACGGAUAGUACAGGUUGACACUGUUGUACCCUCGGACUGCAGGACAGCUUGAACUUGUUUGAAUGUUAGUCGAGGUUUUUUAUCCACAAUCUGCAAAAUCUUUCUUGAAAUCUCUCGUCAAUUUUUCUUUUCUGUCCACAUCUAGGGAGGUUAGCCACAGUGCCAUGGGCUUAUUGAUGACUUAUUGAUGACACUGCACACGGUAGACAAAGGAACAUCCAGGUCUUUGGAGGUGGACUUGUAGCCUUGAGAUUGCCCAUGCUUCCUCACAAUUUUGCUUCUCAAGUCCUCAGACAGUUCUUUGGUCUUCUUUUCUCCAUGCUCAAUGUGGUACACACGGGGACACAGGACAGAGGCUGAGUCAACUUUAAUCCAUUUUAACUGGCUGCAAGUGUGAUUUAGUUAUUGCCUCCACCUGUUAUGUGCCACAGGUAAGUAACAGGUUUCUGUUAAUUACACAAAUUAGAGAAGCAUCACAUGAUUUUUCAAAGGGUGCCAAUACUUUUGUCCGGCCCAUUUUUGGAGUUUUGUGUAAAAUGAUUAUGAUUUAAAUUUUUUACCCAUUCUCUUUUGUGUUUUUUCAUUGCAAGCAAAAUAAAUGAAGAUAUUACUACCAAAGAAGUGUAAUUGCAAUUAUUUUCUGGGAGAAAUUGAACAUUAUCUGACAGAAUUGCAGGGGUGCCAAUACUUUUGGCCAGCAGUGUAUGUAAUGGGUACACGCGGGUCCGUAGUGUGUGAUGCGUGGAAACCUCCCUCACGAUGCCUUCAAGUGGGUGCGCUGGCAGGUGAAGUUUUAACCCAGGCCUUCCUUUGGCCUAGUGGUCACCACAUCUGCCUGCCGUGUGGACACGUCUUGUGGCGCGGGUAUGAGAAUUGUUCAACCGGUUACAUUUAUUCACACAGUUCUGAUAAAUCUGAUACCUAUCGGAACAUUUCAUAGCUGUCCAAUCAAUAUUCAUUCUGAUACGUUUAUUUUGCUGGCAUAAAUAUUUAAACAUCUUUCAUACAGAGUGUCCCAAAAGUCAUUGUAUAUAUAUAUAUAUUUGGUUUAUUCUGUAUUCAUAUAUAUUUUUUUAUCUUCUUUUAUUUCAGACAUUUGAAUUCACCAAAUUCUUGUCUUUGUUUGCUAUUAAAUACAUAGUACGCUACGGUGUUGACAAUGGUGUUUGUUUUUUAUCAUUUUAAAUCUGAAAGUAGGAGUCCAUCAUUGUUUCGUGGUUUUAGGCUUGAGAACGCCUUUACUGCCAAUGGGCUUUUUCCGUCUCCUUAUCGCGCCAAGUUCUUCAGAUGCCCACCAUGAUGUGAACUUAUCCCACAAUGAGAUCUGGAAAGAAAAGACAUAAAAGGUUUGCAAUUUUUAUUUAAAAAAAAAAAAAACAGCACUGCCAUGAGCAUUAAUAAAUGCAAGGGUGUUGGUUGGCAUAGGGACAGUAGGGACACAACACUACCAACUUUUCAAGAUGCUCAAAUUGUCCCCACCAACUUUUAAGCAACUUAUUUGCAUUAUAUAAUGAAUUCAGUUACAUAGAUAGUUUAGAUCGUCUUCCCAUAUGUUGUAAGGAUAGAAUUGACCCUACCAUCAUUAAGUUAAUUCCUUUCAUUAGUUCUGACAUUGACCCUUUCAUUUGCUGCAUGUGCCAGUCCAUUUUUUUCCUCCUCAAACAAGUUUGAUUGGCUGAUGACUUGACCCCCCCCAUACACACACCCGCACACACACGCACACACACGCACACAGCCCCGACAUAAAUACAACAUGCCACAUCCCCCUUCGAAGACGAAGAAUAUUAGAAGUUUUUUUCCGCCAGCAGCGGCGACUGUAAGUAUUGUAAAAUUAGAGUGGAAAAUAAGUA
Messenger RNA from Corythoichthys intestinalis (scribbled pipefish), 7334 nucleotides. It is a transcript of the gene amh, whose product is annotated as anti-Mullerian hormone. The transcript is spliced from 7 exons. The record is from RefSeq and is a predicted model, not a curated record. Gene Ontology annotation, molecular function: growth factor activity. Bases 551 to 2209 code for a protein of 552 amino acids. Lineage: Eukaryota; Metazoa; Chordata; Actinopteri; Syngnathiformes; Syngnathidae. Gene Ontology annotation, biological process: gonad development.